AUGCAGUACGUUCGGAACAUCAGCGACUCGGUCUCGACAGCAUGGAACUCCAUCAAUCCUGCCACCCUGAGCGGUGCUAUUGAUGUCAUCGUUGUCCAGCAUGAAGACGGCUCGCUCGCCUGCUCGCCCUUUCACGUACGAUUUGGCAAGUUUUCGCUCUUGCGGCCGUCUGAAAAAAAAGUCGAGUUCAAGGUCAAUGGCAUCAAGCAGGAGUACUCUAUGAAGCUCGGCGAAGGCGGCGAGGCCUUCUUCGUCUUCGAAACUACCGAAAAUGUUCCUGCAUCCCUUCAGACGUCUCCCCUAGUUUCUCCAGACAGCAGCCCCGGACUGGGUCCUGAGGAAGCGCCAGCUGGACUCAACGACCCAGACAUUCUUGAACUUGAUCAAGAGCUGAGCAACUCGGCUAGACCGGCAGCGGUCGUGCUGCAAACCCACUCCGACGCAAAUGGCAUGAUGACUCCGCUAUCUGCUUCGCCAAACAUGUCAAAUCCACGUCCGGUGUCUGACGACUGGACUUCGUCCCUGGUCAGGCCGCACAGCGUCGAUAUUUUCAGGCGGUCUGCAAGAGCUCUCCACCGUGACGACGAAGACGAGCCUCGAGGUCCGAACGAGUCCGAGAGAUCGCAUAGCCCCCCACCUUUGGGAAUGGAGCGAGCUAGAACUCUGGCCAAGGAGCUGUCUGCUGUGAAUAUACCUAGCCGCGUCACCGAAACUGGCGAUCUCAUGCUCGAUAUGACCGGUUUCAAGAGCAGCGAAGAGGACAUGCUCCAGGCCGAGAUACUCGCUAGGAAGAUUCUUUCUGAGGAGCUUGAAGGCAAUUACGAUAUUGGCUCCCUCUUCGGCUUUGACGAGGAAGGCAACCUGUGGAUUUACAGUAGUGAGGAGGCGAAGCAGGCGGCCAUGAACAAAACCAUUGAGUCGUCGCUCAAGGCACAUCGCCACGACACUGCCGCCGAUGCCGUCUCCGACCCCGGAUAUCACAGUGACGGUAGCGAUGUUACGACCAGCCCCCGUGUUCCUUCACACCGGCGGACAGAGUCUGACGCUGGUCCGUCCGGAAUGCAGACCCCCCCUCACACGCCUCCCGGAUAUGCUGCAAACCCAAAUGUCAACUACGCCAAGACGCUACGUUUGACUAGCGAUCAACUGAAGGCGCUGGAUCUGAAGCCGGGGGAGAACUCCAUGAGCUUCACUGUCAAUCGAGCAACCUGCGCCGCGAACAUGUACCUAUGGAAGCAUGAAACUCCCGUCGUCAUCUCCGACAUUGACGGCACCAUUACCAAGUCAGACGCCCUCGGCCAUGUGCUCAACAUGAUUGGCCGCGACUGGACGCACACGGGCAUUGCCAAGCUGUACAGCGACAUCGCUCAAAAUGGAUAUAACAUCAUGUAUUUGACAAGUCGAUCCGUUGGUCAGUCUGAUACAACUAGAACGUAUGUCAAUGGCAUCGUUCAAGGCGGAUGCAGGAUGCCCCAUGGCCCUACAAUCUUGUCACCCGAUCGCACAAUGGCAGCUCUGCGACGAGAGGUUUACUUGCGUCAGCCGCACGUGUUCAAGAUGGCCACACUUCGAGACAUCAGCAGCCUGUACGGACCAGGUCACAAUCCGUUCUACGCUGGAUUCGGCAACCGUCUGACUGAUCAGAUUUCGUACCGGACUGUCAACGUACCCAGAACCAGAAUUUUUACCAUCAAUUCCAACUCUGAGGUGUCUCUGGAUCUCUUGAGCCUCAACAAGCUGAAGAUGAGCUAUGUCAACAUCAACGAGGUCGUUGACCACUACUUCCCACCCGUCGCCACGCUAGUGAAGGGUGGCGGAGAAGACUACACCGACUUUAAAUACUGGCGCGACGAGCCCCUUGAGCUUGACGAAUUCUCAGCCAGCGACAGCGAAGAAGUAGACGUGCCGGGCGAUAACGAAAGCACAUACACUGUUGACGAUGACGAAGAGAUUGGCGACGGCCUCGUCGACAGCUACAUCUCACGAGAGUCUAUAGACGAAAUCUUGGACGAUGAGAAUGUCGAAAACGACGAGGAGUACGACGAGGACGACGAGGAAGGCGAAUAUGAUGAGGACUACGCCGGGUCUGACGACGACGAAACACAGCUUGUCGAUCGCAUGGCCAGGUCCAUGAUUUCCAACAAGGGCGUCGAAGAAGACGUCGGCGCAGAACUAAUCACGGGGUUGAGCGGCAACGGCGUUGCGAUCGAAUCACAGGAAGCAUACUUUGAAGAGCCCGUCGAGAUUCGGCCCACGGCCGCGUCCACACCUGAUCAAGCAUCUUAG
This is a messenger RNA of Metarhizium album ARSEF 1941, 2286 nucleotides long. RefSeq names its product SMP2 protein. NCBI's taxonomy places the organism in Eukaryota, Fungi, Ascomycota, Sordariomycetes, Hypocreales, Clavicipitaceae. The record is from RefSeq and is a predicted model, not a curated record. Bases 1 to 2286 code for a protein of 761 amino acids. Gene Ontology annotation, molecular function: phosphatidate phosphatase activity. Gene Ontology annotation, cellular component: nucleus. The transcript is spliced from 3 exons. Gene Ontology annotation, biological process: fatty acid catabolic process; triglyceride biosynthetic process.